Eurytemora carolleeae is the source of this 4510-nucleotide messenger RNA. RefSeq names its product nucleolar protein 4. The coding region runs from base 136 to 2820 and encodes 894 amino acids. The transcript has 18 exons. Lineage: Eukaryota; Metazoa; Arthropoda; Copepoda; Calanoida; Temoridae. The record is from RefSeq and is a predicted model, not a curated record.
CACAAUGUCACGAAAGUAAGAUGCUUUGAUAAAAGUCAGGUUACAGUAAAGUAAGUUGGAUAAAUUUGUCAGUGACAUUCAAGACUAAACAUAGCAAUUUGCAAAUUACAACUUGAAUUCACUGUUUCAGUUUAAAUGCUCAAUAAGAGCAAACCAAGCUCCGACUCCGACUUGGGAGCUAAACCUAGUCCUGGACCCGGAGCAAAAGAUGCUCACGGUUCUAUAAAUGAACCCAGAGUAAAACCCAGACCAGGAGCUAAAGAAACUAAAAAAACAAGUGAAAUGAACAUACUAGAAGACGAAUACAGCAAACAUAAGAAAAUAAAUGAAUCUGGAUCCUGGAUAAAAAGAGGAAAAGAAGAUGAAAGAGAACUUGGAGAAAAUGAGAAUGGAGAAACUCCUAAACUUAUAAACUCAAGUUUUACGAUGAAGAUUUUAGAUCCAGUGCUGGCUGAAGGAACUUUUCUUGGUUCAGGCUCAGGGCUAACAUUGGGAACUUCUGUCAAGGGUCCUAAGAAGGAGAGGAAGGGAAAGAUCCAAGUAAAGACGACCUCUCUCCAAGGUGUGAGAGAGCAGAGAGGUCCAACUUGUAAGCUUGAUAUGUACAAUAAGUUUCAACCCUGGGUUCUAUCGACCUAUGGUGACUCCGCUAAAACUAAAACUAUUACAAGAAAGAAAGCCGCAAGGAUUGCUUGUCUGCUCUCCGCGGAAAAGGAAUCCCUGGAUCCUGCUGGGAGUGAAGCUGCAAAGUUCAGGCUAUGGGUGAAAAGUAAAGGAUUACAGCUGGCUCCCUCAACAAACAAGGAUGAAGCUGAGAAUGAGAAUUCUGAACCUUUACUGAUAGUUCCCUCCGGGACGGAUAAGACGUUGGAUGGAAACGUGCAUUUCGUUUACAAGAAGGUUGCCGUGGUGGAACAGUUCUUUGAUAUUAUUUACUCAGUACAUGUUGAAUCCUCAGCAGAUACACAGUUACGAGGGAGAGCUGGGAAACACUGCGGACAAAAGAGAACCUAUAGAGCGGUUGCGGACCAGUAUGCUUUUAUACCUAGAGAAGCUGUAUCUAGAUUUCUUCUAUACUGCACUGAAUGCCAGAGGAAGCAGCCUGUGCCCACCCUGGACACAAAUAUUCGACCAAAUCAGGAGGAGCAAGAACGGAUGAGCACCCCUCAACCUGUGAACUGUUCUCCGGGUACCAUCUUCAGUACAGGAGCUCAAUCCUUUAAGAUAUCAUGUUCUCCUACCAGACAACUAGAGUCUCCUUAUUCACCUAGAAAAGGAGGAAACAAUCAACAAACAUAUCAAAAUCUUGGAUCAAAGACUGGAGAGUUUGGAGAUCAGAGCACGGCGGCCGCGCAUGCGCAUGCAAUCGCUUAUGCCCAGGCGAUAAAUGCGCUACAGUCUUUCUCUAGCCCACGACUUUUUCCACCCUCGCCCUCUGUAUUCCCCUCCUCAUCUGCCUUCCCUCCCUCGACCCAGAUGUUUUCCAACUCUCCUACCUUCCCUCCCUCAUCUUCCUUCUUCCACCCCUCGGCAGUGUACCCCAACACCUCCAUCUUCCCCCCCUCCCCCUCCCCUGACAACCUGGAGAUUGAUCUCAGUCUACCGAUCACAUCAACAUAUCUUAAACGACUCAAGGGGCGUGAAGUACCAACUGCAGAUGACUACUUUGGAUUCGCGAUCAAAAAGGAGGACCCUGAGAGCGGAGAGGAUGCAUCAUCUGACCCAACCUGGGCAAACUUCUCACACAAACAUUCAUUCUCUCAGAGCAACAUUCAGAACUCCUCUCAGAGCAACCUUCAGAACUCCUCCCAGAGCAACCUACCACUCUCUAACCUUGGACAGUAUCUAGCACAGAACAGAAAUGGAUCGUCGAGUCCGAGUAGAUCAGAUAUAACAAGAGACGAAUCAAUUAUUGGAGACGACAACUCGUCCGUUGGAAACAAAGACGACGACGACGACGAGGACGAAGACGACGGUUCGGACGAUAAAUUCGACAACAGUGGAGAUCCAGAGAGACUGAAGGCGUUUAAUAUGUUUGUUCGUCUGUUUGUUGAUGAAAAUCUAGACCGACAUGUUCCAAUCUCAAAACAACCCAAGGAGAAAAUACAGGCUAUAAUAGACUCUUGUACCCGACAGUUCCCUGAGUUUUCUGACCGGGCCCGGAAGCGUAUCCGGACCUAUCUCAAAUCUUGCAGAAGAACUAAACGGUCCAGGGAGCAAGCAGGACUAGAUACUAAUAAUAGGCCCACUCCUCCCCACUUAACAAGCGUGCAUGCAGAACAAAUGCUUGCGCGCGCAUGCGAGAACGAAGCUGAAAAUGCAAAGCGCAUGCGCAUGGGCAUGGAGCCUAUUUCUCAGCCUAUUCCUAUACCUAUGUCCUAUUGCUCUCCAAUGGACGUAGUGUCCGGUGGGUCUCCGGUCACGGUCACGAUGACCAUGAUAGAUAAAACCAAGAUGGAGUACAAACCUGAACAGCUGACAUCCCUUCUAGCUACCAGUCAGCAUUCCAACAUGGUGCCGGUUUCAAGUAUGCCAGUUGUUAACGGAGCAACAGCUGCCAUGUACCGACAAGUUCUACAACAACAACAACAGCCAACAGUUUACCAUUCACAACCACCAGGCCUACUACAAGGACUUGGAAACACUAACGGUCAAGGCCUUGAAAGCUUGAAGAAACCUCCAUUGUUAAAUCACAAACUAAACGGUACUGAAAUGACAGCUGUUCGUCAGCUGAUAACUGGAUAUAGAGAAAGCGCGGCAUUUUUACUGCGCUCAGCAGACGAACUUGAACAUCUGAUUCAGAUUCAACCAAAACUUUAAAUUCACACCCUGUCCCUCUUCCUAACCUUGUCCCUUCACAUUUAAAUCUCAACGUGUCAAUUACAUUUGUUUUUUUAAUUUUCCCCUUUCUGGAAUGUUGAAGACGACCCUGCCCCCGUAUCUUGAUAUAAAAUGUACCCAAAUUAUUUUUAUUAUACUGAACACUUCAUUACCAAAAUAAAUAAUGAUUUUUUAUUUUAACUUUAAUUUUUUAUUUGUUGAACUAAGUUUGAUUAAGCAAUUAUCUAGAGGUUCAAUGUUUGCUCUGCAAUUUUCACAAAGGAACAAACUUUUUUGGUUUCCGUUUUUUUCAUAAUGCUCCGUCCCAUCAAUUUAGAUUACUAUUCAUUUUUCGCAUGUGCAACUGGUGUACAAUAUGCUUACAUCAUGUGCAUAUUUGUACACAUAUCCCCGAAUCCAUCAACUGUUGUACACUAUAUAUAUCCUAUUUCUUGUUGUUGUAUACUGUUGUAUCUAUAUAAACUACUGUGAUUCUGUUAAAGUCUGUUAUCAUUAUAUUACCCUGAGUUUACUUCGAUAUGUAAAAGUUGAAAUGAAGUACAGUGAUAACCAGAACACUCUGGAAUUGGAAGUCGACUUUUCGACUCAAGUUAUUAUUUUAAGUAGUCCAAUAAACAUGAGGCACAGAAAUUGUGCAGUGUAAACAGACCCAUUUCGCAUAAUAUGUGAUUAAACAACUUACGUGUAAAAUUAUUUGUUUUGAAACAACAUCAACUUCUGUAUUCUUUAAAGUCGUAUUCCUAUUCUUCAGGUUUGUAGUUAUCACUAAACAUUAACAACAUUUUUUUUGUGUCUUAUUUAGUUUUAAACUUAUGUUGUACUAUUAGUCGCUGAUUAGUCAUUGACACUUAAAAAGUUGUUAUGCUUACAGUCCUAAUAUCACUUACUGAUACUAUUCCUACUAAAAAUAGUCCUUUAUCUCAUACUAGUCCUACUCUUAAAAAUAAAUAGCGGUGCUAUUGUUACCCACUGAUACUAGUCCUACUGAUACUUGUCCUAGUGAUACUAGUCCCAUACUGGUGCUAGUCAUGCUGAUACUAGUCCUACUGAUACUAGUCCUACUGAUACUAGUCCAACUGAUACUAGUCCAACUGAUACUAGUCCUACUGAUACUAGUCCUACUGAUUCAUGUCCUAGUGAUACUUGUCCUAGUGAUACUAGUCCCAUACUGAUACUAGUCAUGCUGAUACUAGUCCUACUGAUCCAUGUCCUAUUGAUACAUGUCCUACUGAUACUUGUCCUAGUGAUACUAGUCCCAUAAUGAUGCUAGUCAUGCUGAUACUAGUCCUUUCACUGAUACUAGUCUUACUGAUAUUUGUCCUAGUGAUACUUGUCCUACUGAUACUUGUCCCACUGAUACUUGUCCCAUACUAAUGCUAGUCAUGCUGAUACAACACAUUUACAAUUUAUUCCUAUUUAUUUCUUUUAAUUCCUUCCAUUUCUUAUACAGUGUUUUCUAUUGUAUUCCUAUAGAUGUUGAGAAAAUAUUUAUUGUUUUACAAGCCAUCUUUACCAUCCCCCCCCCCCUCCCUCAUUUCCAAUAUGAAACUAUUAACAUUAAAAACAUCGAUGUGAUCCUUCGUCAUGCUUUCUCAUUCCAGACAGAUUAUUGUUUAUAUCUUGGUUUUGUCAAGUAAAUUGUUUUUAUAAAAAUAUACAUAGAAAAUUA